AUGAAUUUUCUUUACCACCUGUUAUAAAAGCCCCUUGAAAAGUUAAACGAGGUAUACUUUCCCAUUCACCACAAGGAUGAUAAGCUACUUGAAGGUCUUUCUGUUGCUAGCCCUUCUGAUCCCCAACAUAGAAUCUGGCUGGUCGUAUAAAAAAUGCGCCAAUGGGCGGGGAUACUGUCAAUCAGUUCGCGCCCCUUGCAAGGAGAUAGGAAGUCGUUCGGAAUGUGGGCCGAAGGAAAAGUGCUGCAAGAGGAACUAAAGGAACAGUUCGUACUACGUUUUGACCAAGAUGAUGCUUCUUCCUUUCCUAUUUAAAAUAAAAAGCUUACUUAAAGGGCCUUUUCUGUUAACAGAUUUUCUCCUUAAAGCUUCCUAUGUCAGGAUAAGUUAAAUUACCCCUUUAAAGUCUGUAUUUAAAAAUUUUGCUGUCAACUUUUUUAAUAAAGUUUGUUCAAAGAAAA
This is a messenger RNA of Drosophila subpulchrella, 461 nucleotides long. RefSeq lists its product as uncharacterized. The record is from RefSeq and is a predicted model, not a curated record. NCBI's taxonomy places the organism in Eukaryota, Metazoa, Arthropoda, Insecta, Diptera, Drosophilidae. The coding region runs from base 77 to 259 and encodes 60 amino acids. The transcript is spliced from 2 exons.